UGUGGGAGUUUCAUCGCUGCAUCGUGGCGUACAGAGAGACAGCAGCUGUGUCACACUGAGCCACGUUAUCAGAUGCCAGGACCAAGAGAUGAUCCUCCAACAGAUGUCGCCAUAGGAAGACAACACAUGGCUUCUACAGGCAGUGACAUCCGGAUUCAGGGAGAUGAUAACCUUCAGUCCAUGCUACUGGGGACGGUGAUGCGGAAAAUCAAGUCUCGCACCUGGAAAAAGCAGCGAUAUUUCAAACUGCAGGACGACUGCAUGACCAUCUGGUAUAAAUCUAAAAAGGCUGGGAAUGCCCACAGCACGUUUUCAGUGAGCGACGUGGCGGCAGUGAGAGAGGGCCACCAGAGCGAGGUACUGCUCAGCAUUGCCAAUGAGUUCCCAGCUGACAGAUGCUUCACGUUGGUGUUCCGUGGUCGAAGGAGCAACCUGGACCUGGUGGCUGAGUCAUCCGAGGAGGCCCAGUCCUGGAUCAAGGGCAUGAGGAAGCUGAUUGAGAAUUUGGAAAACAUGGGAGAAAGGGAAAAACUGGACCAAUGGAUCAGUGAUUGGUUCAAGAAGGCCGACAAGAACCACGAUGGCAGGAUGAACUUCAAGGAAGUGCGAGACCUGCUGAAAAUGAUGAACCUGGACAUGAACGAACACCAUGCUCUUCAUCUUUUCACAAUGGCAGAUAGAUCCCAGACUGGCUCCCUGGAAGAUGAUGAAUUUGUGUUGUUCUACAAGAUGCUGACCGAGCGGGAAGAUAUUUUAAGAGUUUUCCAGGAGUACUCGACUGAUGGUCAGAAGUUGUCCCAAUGUGACCUGGAGGAAUUCCUGAGUGAGGAGCAAUUGGAGGAAGGCAACAUCCAGCAACAUGCCCAGCAACUCAUUGACCGCUAUGAGCCCUCAGACACAGCCAAGCUGAUGAAGGCCAUGACAUAUGAUGGGUUCUUGAUGUACCUGGGCUCCUCUGACGGCUCCAUCUUCAACCCACAGCGGCGGGGUAUCUUCCAAGACAUGAGCCAGCCGCUGUGCCAUUACUUCAUCUCUUCCUCUCACAACACAUAUCUCAUGGAGGACCAACUCAAAGGACAAAGCAGUGUGGAGGGAUACAUCAGGGCUCUGAACCGUGGCUGCCGAUGUGUAGAAGUGGACUGCUGGGAUGGUGCCAAUGGAGAACCCAUUGUCUAUCAUGGACAUACAUUCACCUCAAAGAUACUCUUUAAGGAUGUGGUCAUUGCAGUGGGAAAUUAUGCCUUCAAGGUAUCGGAACAUCCAGUCAUUAUGUCCAUUGAGAACCAUUGCAGUGUUGAGCAGCAGAGAGUCAUGGCCCAACAUCUCAGUCACAUCCUUGGCGAUAAACUACUUAAAAAUGCACUGGAUGGAAAGGCCCCAAUCAGGUUGCCGUCUCCCCAGGAUCUCAAAGGAAAGAUUCUUCUAAAGGCCAAGAAAAUUGGUGGUCUUGAGGAGAAUUUCAAUGGGAUGGUUGGAGACUCUCUGACUGGAGAGGUCAGUGAAGAGGACGAGGCGGCGGAAAUAGAUGACGAUAACCAACAUCGUGAGAGUAUACGGUACAGGGUGAAGAGGUCAAAGCAGCGCUUGUCGAAGGAGUUAUCGGACUGUGUUGUUUACUGCAAGAGUGUCCGUUUCAGGAGCUUCAAACACUCCCGCAUCCAUACCAAGUUUUAUGAAGUUGCCUCUUUCACGGAAUCCAAAGCCCGAAAGCACUUGCGAGAGGCAGGAGCAGAUUUUGUGCAUCACAACUCACAGCAGCUGACCCGGGUUUAUCCCACGGGCUUCCGAACGGACUCUUCAAACUUUAACCCUCAAGAAAUGUGGAACGCUGGAUGCCAAAUUGUUGCGCUGAACUUCCAGACAGCUGGUGAGGGUAUGGAUUUGAAUGAUGGCUUGUUCAGCCAGAAUGGCGGAUGCGGAUACGUCCUGAAGCCCAGCUUUAUGAGAGACCCUGAGAAAAGGUUUGACCCCGACAUGCCACAACAACGCGACGACUACCAGCCUGUUGUCUUCACUGUCCAGGUGAUCAGCGGCCAGCAGUUGCCCAAAGUCAACAUCAAGAAGGAUUCUAUUGUGGAUCCUCUGGUCAGAGUGGAGAUCCAUGGGGUUCCAAAGGACCAGGCUAAGCAGGAGACCAGAUACAUCGACAACAAUGGAUUUAACCCUGUCUGGUAUGACACGCUGCGCUUCACCAUCCAUACCCCUGAACUUACUAUUGUGCGCUUUGUAGUAGAAGAUUAUGACAAGACGUCAAAGAACGACUUUGUGGGGCAAUACACGCUCCCCCUCAGCUGUAUGCAACAAGGUUAUCGUCAUAUCCACCUUUUAUCUAAAGAUGGGACCAGUAUUUCUCCUUCAUCCUUGUUUGUACAUGUCAGGAUCACAAACCUGGAAUAA
Messenger RNA from Nematolebias whitei (Rio pearlfish), 2397 nucleotides. RefSeq names its product phospholipase C, delta 4a (gene plcd4a). Gene Ontology annotation, biological process: intracellular signal transduction; lipid metabolic process. Gene Ontology annotation, molecular function: calcium ion binding; phosphatidylinositol-4,5-bisphosphate phospholipase C activity. The transcript has 16 exons. Bases 73 to 2397 code for a protein of 774 amino acids. The record is from RefSeq and is a predicted model, not a curated record. NCBI's taxonomy places the organism in Eukaryota, Metazoa, Chordata, Actinopteri, Cyprinodontiformes, Rivulidae.